Molecule: messenger RNA, 1626 nt
Organism: Mya arenaria
Lineage: Eukaryota; Metazoa; Mollusca; Bivalvia; Myida; Myidae
Product: BTB/POZ domain-containing protein 17-like
Exons: 4
Coding region: 58-1455 (465 amino acids)
Molecular function (GO): protein binding
Source: RefSeq, a predicted model, not a curated record
UCGGUAUUGAAAGCCUGUCGUUUGACAGGGCGAUCAUCUUUUAAGAGACGUUUUGGAAUGGCUACCGCCGAGCCGGGUGGCCAAUGCGAUGACAAGCGCCCGGAGGACUCGAACCCAACUCGGGAAAUAAGGAAGAACGACGCCACGUUCACGGAGCGCUUUGCUGCCUUGUACAACAAUGAGCGUCUCAGUGAUAUCGUUCUGCGGGUCGGAGAUGAUCGUUACCAUGCACACAAGUUCAUGCUGAUCGUCAGUAGUGACGUAUUCAGUAUUAUGCUUGGAGAGAGCCGGUGGCGGGAGGGAGGCCAAUCGGAAGUGGAACUGACCGAGGAGCCACCCUGUGUCCCAGUCUUCCCAGAUUUUCUCAAAUACAUCUACACGGGUAGUGUUACAUUGACGACGGACACCGUUUUGCCGAUUCUGCUGUUGGCAGACAAAUACAGCAUCCAGACCCUGGGACAGACGUGCGUGGACUACAUGCUACAGCACGUAGUGGAGACCCCCGACACCAACCGCACCCUCUCCUGGUACCACUACGCCAAAGUCACCAUGAAUACUGUUCUCAUCGACAAGUGCCGCAUUUUCAUACUAACCAACGUAGAUAUUAUUAUGAAAACAACAGACUGGAUGCAUUUGUCCCAGGAUGAGUUAACGGACCUCAUUUCCAGUAAUCAAGUCAUCGUGAAUGAUGAGUUUUAUCUUUGGGAGAAGGUAGAACAGUGGUUAACCAGCGACCUCCGUGAGAGUACGUUGGCUGACGACUUGCAGGAGGUUAUUCCUCACAUCCGCUUUACGAUGAUUCCUCCAAAGCAUCUGCUGUCGGUUGAGGGUAGCCGCCUGUACCAGGAACACACGGCCGCCUUUUCUGGGAAGCUGAAUGCCGCCUACCGGCAUCACUCGCUGGCCCUUGAUAACGUGGGGGGCGCGUGCAGCACAGAGAAGUUCCGUAACUACAUGGAUGAUAUGUACGGCAUCUCCACGGCCAUAACCAUCAAAGGUUACCGGAAUGUGGAACACAUGGAUAGCAAGAUAUCAAAGAGAAUGACAGUCCCGUUUGCAUUCGUGCCAUCCGGCCAUACAGCGAGAAAUGAAAACCAGGCUGAAUUUCGUGUCGAAUUUUGGCCAAUGGGAGCUUACAAAACAUUCAGUUGGUAUGGGUCACUAACUGACGACGCGAGACUUUCAUUACAAAUAUUGAACAAGAAGAAAGAAUCGGUCAUUGUCAGUCUCACUUUCAUUGUUUACGGAGAAAAGAAUGGAGCGAGGUACGUCUCGUUCGCGUAUUCAACUAAACACACAUUUUCGGCCAAGAACUCGAUUUUUGUGGAAGACAAUCUUCUUCCUCUGAAAGAACUGAAAGACGAGAAGUCGGCGCAUCUGAUAAACGGUAAUCUGGAAGCCAGAAUAUUUGUGAAGGUUGAAAACAUUGUACCCCCUGAGGAGAAUACCAAGUGAAUUGAGAGAAAUGAAAACAUUUAAGAUAGUAUAGACAUUUAUAGCAACGGGAUCAAGUGCAAUUAAUGGCUUGGUAUUCAUGUUUAUGAUAAAACUUUUUAACAAAAAAUAUAUGAAUAAAAUGAUAUUUUCUAGCAAAACAUAUGUUGCUUCAAUACAUACAAUUUGAAA